AUGUCUAUAAACAUCCCAUGCGGUUCAAGUAACCCAAUCGGCGUCAAAAUGCCCCCUCCAACAACCCCGCCGCCACCUCUCGCCGAAGACACAAAAUCCGCAAUCCAAAAGGCCGUCCACGACCGGGAAGCUCCUGCACAUCUGGUCGGUGACAAAGACGUUCUCCAUAAGAAAGGAUUAGAUAACACCCCAAAGGGACAAGGGAAAGGGGUGAAAGGAGCAGAGGAUACAGAAAUAAAAGAGGGGAAGGGUAAAAGAGCCCUCCAAUGGGAAAGGAGGAAGGAAUCAUAG
Orbilia oligospora ATCC 24927 is the source of this 291-nucleotide messenger RNA. RefSeq lists its product as uncharacterized. Bases 1 to 291 code for a protein of 96 amino acids. Lineage: Eukaryota; Fungi; Ascomycota; Orbiliomycetes; Orbiliales; Orbiliaceae. The transcript has 2 exons. The record is from RefSeq and is a predicted model, not a curated record.